Molecule: messenger RNA, 150 nt
Organism: Fomitiporia mediterranea MF3/22
Lineage: Eukaryota; Fungi; Basidiomycota; Agaricomycetes; Hymenochaetales; Hymenochaetaceae
Exons: 1
Source: RefSeq, a predicted model, not a curated record
UUUAAGUCCUUGUCGUACUUCACGGACGUAGUGGAGUCGUUUCUGCAUCUCGCUGUCGCCAAGUCCAAAGAACUUUGGACCGAAAUUCGCUACGACCCUGUUACCACAUAUAUCCAUUUCGAAGAGGUCGUGCCACACAGUAAGCGAUAG